Molecule: messenger RNA, 4015 nt
Organism: Bradysia coprophila
Lineage: Eukaryota; Metazoa; Arthropoda; Insecta; Diptera; Sciaridae
Product: sorting nexin-13-like
Cellular component (GO): early endosome
Molecular function (GO): phosphatidylinositol binding
Source: RefSeq, a predicted model, not a curated record
AAUUGACAGGCAUAUUCACAUAUCAAAACAAAAAAGAGUUGGACUUUGUUUAAAUUGUCACGAAAUUGAUGACAAAUUGUUGAAUUUUAUCAACUACAAAAUGAUAUAAGACCGAUAACGUGCAAAGUCAGCAAUUAAUGACGAUUUCUAAACGAAAUUCGAUUUCAAUGUUUUAGUGCGGAGCGAAAAGUAAAAUGUUUUGUUUGAUGUCGAUCAGUGCCAGAAAAUGUUCAUUCGAUUACCGAAAAAUUUUUGUUGUGAUUUUAUUAACUCAAAACUCAUAACUUCAGCAAUUGCUUGAGUUAUGUUUUCUCUAUAAGAAGAAUCCACGAAACAUGGAACUGAAAUACGCAAGCUAUUCGGCGGUGUUGUUGUGUUUGUUGAUUAAUGCCUUCGGUUUGUUUUGGUUUUGCGUCACUGUACUAUCAUUGAUUGGAUUUUUGCUAGGAAUUCUAUCCGUUGUAUAUUUACAUCAUGGAAAUGUUGACGAAUUUUUGCAGAAGAAUACCCAAGACAAUCCAUUGGAUGACAUCAAACCACUCGGGCUACACUUAGGAUUCGACAAAAAAACGGUUGUCCUAAUAAAUCCGAAUAUAAAAAUUCAAACCGAAUCACUAUCCGCCAAGAAAUCGCACGACCAUCGAAAGAAAAGUCUUAUCGAUUCUGGGCUCGAUCUGUUGUUCAAAAAACAUCCGAAAAGUGUGAAAGACGGAUUGAGUCCAUCACCAUCAGCGCACAGUAAACAAUUGGCUAACAGUGAGAUAAAAUUUCAACCUGACGUUGUUUUAGAUAGCAAAGAACAGCCACAUCAUCCGGAUAAACGGUGGAAACCAUUUGACAGCAUUAAAAUUUACACCGAUAAAAUUAAGGGACAUGAUGAUCAUCACAAAGGUAACAUUAGCAUAGGAGAAGAGUGUGGCUACCCGGUGAUAUCGGUUCCGACAAUUGUCGUCAAACAGCCACAAUUCAAUGACGCAAAUCUGUUGGAUGAACACGGCUCUCCGAAAAGGAAAGUCAAAGCGAUGUUGAGUGGAAAUAAGUCUGUCGAUCAGUUGUUGCACACAAUCAUCGAUUACAUCUUGCGAGACUAUAUUGACUCAUGGUUCUGUUCCUUGUCGGACAACAAGGAGUUCAGCGAAUUUCGUACAAGGAAUUGCAUCGAGGAGAGUGUACAGAACAUUUGCCAUAGAAUCAAAACCGUUCAAUGGGUCCCUCUGAUCACAACGAAACUAAUCGAAAAUGUUGCCACCCAUUCACGACUUUAUCGACUGGCCAGCCAGGCGGUAACGAACAGUGAACACAAAAACAACAAAUCGAAUCAGUCACCGCAACGGCGAACCGCCAAAAAGGAGCAACAUCGUCGCAACAAAAGCGACACGGAUCUCAGUUGGUAUCUGUCCAAUGUGAGCAUGCACAAGAAUGUGGCCAAUUCGAAAUUCUACACCGAUCAUGUGGAUGAAAAGUCGUUGGUCGAUCCGGAGGUGAAGCUACUGCAUGCGUUCUUUAGCAUUUGCGAUACAUUCAGGGACGAAUGUUUGGAUGACGAGGCGUUGGAGAAAUAUUUGACCCAAGUCACGGAAACAAUUUUAUAUUUCACAUUGCCCGAGACGGACUUUGCUUGUCUGCCGUUGAGAACAUUCCUAUCGACUUUAUUGGCAAACGUUGUAUUCAAACCGUUGUUGGAAAUGUUCUCGGAUCCGGAUUUUUUGAAUCUGCAAAUUGCGCGCUUGUGUCCGAAAGAACCUCCGGUAGAAUUUUUGCUCAAACUUCUGCGAUGCUCAUCUGAUUUCUCGGAAUUGCGAGCCUGUCGACAGUUUAUAACAAAAGAAAUGGAUUUGAAAUUCAAAGAUUCGGCUACGAAUCCGGAGUUGAGUAGCCUGAAGUACACACAGAAAUUAAUUGAUUUACGGCUGAGUUACUUGCAAAACCAUAGAUCGGGCAAAUCUGACAAGGAUAAGCCAAUAUCAAAUAUGCCAAUUUUAUCAUUAGACGAAUUGCUGAACAAAGAGAUUGCACUGUCCUACUAUUUGGACUACUUGAGCAUCUUGAAUCUGCAAAAAUAUGUGAUUUUCUAUUUAACGGCUCAGGAAUGGAAACUUACAUUUAGUCGUUCAAUGUUAGACCUACAAGCCAACAAAACGAAAACUUCCCGUGACGAAUUACUCAAAAGUCUGCGCGACAAGGCACAAAACAUAUUCACGGAGUACUUGCUUCCCACGUCUUCGAACUGUUUGAACAUCGACCAUGGACUGAUAGAGGCUUUGACCAUCAAAUUGAAAGAUCAAACAUUGAGCCCCGAGCAGAUGUGGUUCGAUUCGAUUUGUAAAUUUGUUUACGAGAAACUGAAGAAUGAAGAGAUUUUCCUGACAAAUUUUUACCAGAGUUCCGCCUACAAAAAACUUCUGCUCGAACUGGAAUUUUGCGGACAGAAUACCGAGCACAUUGACCUGGAAUCGAACACCACUCAAUUGGACACCGGCAGCGACUCGAAUUCCGGCGAUCUGCAGUACGAAGACGAUGCCGAUGAUGAUGAGCAUUUUGCGACCACUGAUAAACGUCCGUCCAUCGAAAAUAAUAUAAUCGGAGCAGCUUUCGAUUUGUCGGUGCUGCCAAUGUUUAAGAGCUGUGCGAUCGAUGGUAAUGGCUUGUUAGAUGUGGGAUUCAAACAUUCUCGAUCGCAUAGCGACUGCACGGGAAUUACGCAAACGAUGGCCGAUAUUAAGGUGAACUCGUUUCAUCAGGAGGCGAAAGAUACGGACCGGAAAGUCGAUACGAAACAUUUGCCGGCCGUUGAUGCAUCUGAUAACGAUAGUAAUAUUGUCAAAGUGGACUUGUCGAGCUUGGACAAGAUCAGUGCCAAGAUCAUUAACACUGCGAUACAUUGCGAGGGACAAUAUGCCGUGUAUGCCAUUCAAGUGUCGGUCGUGGAAGAUAAUCAACAAAAAUGCUGGCACAUCUAUCGACGCUACUCAAGGUUCCUGGAGCUGAAGAAAAUUUUGGUUAAGAAGUACCCUACGAUGUCACGAGUUCCCUUUCCCGCCAAGAAGGCAUUCCAAAAUACUCAACGAUCUGUGCUAGAACACCGAAUGGCUGUGCUGAAUGAUUUUCUGAGAGUGAUUUGCGCUCAUGCAGAGACCACCGAUGAGAUAUUCAAUAUUAUGAGAGAUUUUGUUGAGCCAGACACGAAUGAUCGCAAGAUAUCCGGUGGAACUGUUAUACGAACGAUCGAGACGCUGGUUAAUCCAAUCAAGUCUGGUAUGCGAACGAUAAAAAACAUGCCCGAUACUCUUGUCGGCGGCAUAGCUAAGAUUUUUCUCGGCAAAGGUCCAAUGAAGGAAGCUUCGUUUUUGGACGUUGCUCCCAUUCACUUAGAGCAAUCAUCCGAAUAUCCAGCGUUAACAUCGGCACUGAAUCUGUUGGACGAGGUAUUCGAUUUACAAGCCCGAUCGCAAUGGUUGCGACGCGGAAUUAUUAAUCGUUUAUUGGGUGCACCGUGGGUGAGUCACACAGCCAAUAAGAAAAUUAUCCAAGCGGCCAAAUCAUUAAUUGAAGUGGACAAAAUUGAGCAUCUUCUGAUGGUGAUACUAAAUAACAUUUGGCCGGAAGGAAAACGAUCCAGCGGACCGGCUGCAAGGGAAGAUAACACAAAAUUGCGAACACGAAUGGCUUCCCGCAUUGCAUUGUUUGCAUUGCUUUCUGACGACUUGAAGCAUGUCCUUGGAUCAGAGACGACGCGUCACGGUCUGUUAAACUUAUUCCAAAUGCUGCAAAAUCGUAAGCUGAACUUGCGGCUGAUGUUAAUUCUACUCAACGAUGUUUUAACGACAGUUUAUCAGACCGACAGUAUGACGCAGCAUGUCACAGCGAAUCGAUAAGAUAACUGGAAAUAAACGGGGGGCCAAAACGUGAUAAAUGUGAAAAAAAUUGAUUUUUCAUUUUUCUUAGUUUUAGUUAUUUAUGUUCGCUGGAUAAAUGAAUUUUGUGAUUUUAUUCCAAUAAAUGAAUUUUAUUUUUG